Metarhizium acridum CQMa 102 is the source of this 837-nucleotide messenger RNA. Lineage: Eukaryota; Fungi; Ascomycota; Sordariomycetes; Hypocreales; Clavicipitaceae. The record is from RefSeq and is a predicted model, not a curated record.
AUGGACUUGUUCGCUGCAGGCUUCAAUGCCUGGAACCAAUUAUGCUUCGUGCCGCGAUCGGGAGAUGUUGCUGAGCCUAAAGAUCUAUCGACAUUUACAAAAGUGCUUGAUGACGACCACCUUGAACGGCCUCGAGCAGGCUUAUACUACACGCUAGUCCGCGGCCGUGCCAGGUACUACCGUGCCGGUAUCGGUGUCGAGACCGCAAGUGAUGAAGAUAUCCAGCGCAACUACCAGGCCUGUCGCGCUGGCAACGGCCUCACUCUGAUUUUUGACGGUCCUAUAUCUGCCGAAAAUACAGGUAUGAGGCUUGGACCGAAUAAACACGUCCUAACAGUGCAUCCCUGUUAUGAUGACUUCGUAUCAAAGUCCAACCCCACGAGUUGGCCAUGUGAUAGCCAAGUGCGAGAGGUGGCCUCUUUCGCCGCCGGGUUUAUAAUCCUGUAUCAAAACGGCAAGGUGGCCACAAUGGGUGAUCCGCGAUACCAGGACUGCCUUGCUAGAGAGAUUACAUCGGAUGAACCAGCCGAUCAGCCGGGAUUUGUACCCGAUCUAAUCAAUCUAGGAGAACCUAUCGAGCAUGUUACCGCCGGCGAUGGUGGCAAAGAUGUACAGGAUGUGGCCUUGGGGGAUAGUCACGCCAUUGCGCUGACGACUGAUGGCACUGUUUAUGUGAUUGGUCGUAAUGAUAAUGGCCAACUUGGCUUGAGACAGGGUGUGGACAUGGUCGCAAAAACAUGGACAAAGGUAAAGCUGGGUGUUCCAGAUGACUGUCAAGUCGUAGGAGUAGCUGCUGGACCAAAAUCAUCAUUUAUUUUGACAGCACAGAAGACAUAG